Molecule: messenger RNA, 3807 nt
Organism: Fusarium vanettenii 77-13-4
Lineage: Eukaryota; Fungi; Ascomycota; Sordariomycetes; Hypocreales; Nectriaceae
Exons: 2
Coding region: 1-3807 (1268 amino acids)
Source: RefSeq, a predicted model, not a curated record
AUGAAUCUUCCUGGAAGCCUCGUUCACCGCCAUAUGCUCCAAAUCGUCGAGUCCGCCACCACAUACGUCCCGGUUCCUUGGAUCAGAGAACAACUUCUCCGACGAAAAGGUCUCCAGCUUCACCAGGUAGCUGGAAUCUUCCACCAUCAAUCUAUCCUCAACUCCUUCGCCAUCGCCGAGACUCUCGUGGAGCAAGACCGAUUCGAUGAGGCAGAGGAAAUCCUGCAAAUCAUCAUUCGGGGCCUACGAGCCGUCAAACAGCUAGAAUCGGUGCACGACAAAGCAAUAGAGCUUCUUGGCUCUAUCUACAAGACAUGGUACCACCGACUGUUUCUGGACGACGAUGUUUUGCUUCCCGACAAUGUUGAUGUCGAAGCAACAAAAAUACUGGAAUCGUUUAUUUCUCUCCACCUCGACCUCUCAGAUAUGCCAUCAGCGUCAUGUCUGGACAAUCUUGGCAGGGUUCUGGCUUGGGCGGGCCUGGACAAGGAUGCCGAACAAGCCAUGACCUUCAAGAUGCUGCUUCUCAGAAUGAAGAGCGAAAGCGGGACUCGAGAGUCAUUCGGAUGCUGCGAUAUCUGCGACCAGAACAUACCCUUGGAAGUGGCGUACUUCUGCCGCAUGUGCGAGAGCAUGAAUGUGUGCCAACGCUGCUACGAGGCGAACCUUGGAAAUGCGGCCUGCAACUUGGCCAGUUGCUUUCCUCAUCUCAUCAAAGUGGCGCCUGAACCAACCACCGAAAACAUUGCCGGGCAGAUACAAGCCUGGCUUCCCCCUGUCUUGGAUACUAUCCGUUCUUGGAACUUGGAAACAGGAACCGAGAAGGAAAUGAUGUCUCCAAAGCGACUCUUCUCGCCCGACGACUUGCAGACAGCAGUACGGUUGUGCGACGAUGUCGAUGCGGACGACCGUGAUUUCAUCAGUCUGCUUUCGGUUCUUCACGCGGUCUUGAUGCAGAGCGUCCAGACUGAUGAGUUCAAGACGCUCUUCCAGGCUCAGGAAGGUCCGAAUGUGCUGUCCACCAUCGGCUUGCUAGCCAUGGUUAGCAACACGAGAUCUGGACUUACUCUGAAGUAUCAGGAUGCAUUUUGCGGCGAUGGCUUUGACGAGUGGGAUGUUCCCAGUCUACUCCCCGCAGAAGCCGAAAAUCUCGACUUGGAAGAUAGCGAGAUGGCAGACGAAUACGGGCAGGCUCUCGCUCAAGUGGCUUCCCGUGUGAUUCGGCUGGCACGCCCGAGAGACAGGGGAUCGCUCAAGCCAUCCAAGGAGAUCCAACACGGUAACUCGGUCGCCGAGAAAGGAAACGCCCUACAAAAGAAGCGUGUUGUUCCGCAAGAACUGUACGGCACUUUGGACCUCCACUCAAAUCCCAAUGCGAUCCGUCUCGUGGAACUGCUUCCUGGGACGGGCAAGGAUCCUAUUCGGUGCAAUUUGCGCAUCGAGUCCCGAACCGAUGAACAACUCUCGUACCAGGCGCUGUCAUACGUCUGGGGCAAUCCAAAACCAGAGGAGCUGGUCAACAUCGAAAUCGGUGGUCAGCCGGCACCCGUCACGCCCAACCUUUACUCUGCGCUCUCAUAUCUACGUCUCGCGUCGGCCUCAAGGCUCCUCUGGAUUGACGCUCUAGGCAUCAACCAAGCAAAUACCGAGGAGCGGAAUUUGCAGGUCGCCAAGAUGGCCACGAUCUACCAGAGAGCAUCUGCUGUUCUGAUAUUUCUCGGCGAGGAGGAGAGCAGCAAGAAACGCAGCGAGAAUCUAUCCUAUGCGGACUUGUUUACAUUCCUCAACAGAGAGGUGGACAUUUAUGGCAUCCACGAAGAUGAUGAUUGCGACAAAAAGGAACAAGAACAGCAACGGUUCAGACGGGCGCUCCAGGAGACGGGCGUUCGGAAGGUUUCCUUGCUCCGGACCUUCUAUCAUCUUUGUUCCAGAGAGUGGUGGAAUCGUCUAUGGAUCUUGCAGGAGUACGCCAUCGCUUCGACAGAUCCCAUCUUCAUGCUCGGAACCUGGCAAACAAGUGGAAGUGCUCUGCUGAGAGACAUGGACAUGCUCGCAAACGAGCAUCGGAGAGCGUUCAGACAGGAAGAAACAAGGAUCCUGUUGUACAACUCUACGCCUUACUAUCCCAUGACGCAGGCGUCGGGUGUGCUCAAUUGCCGUCCAGCCAGGACUGACGGAUUUGAGUACAAGUCUUGGUUGUAUCCGCUACUCAUCUCGACCCAUUCUUGGUGCAUGGACCGUCGAGAUAUCAUUUAUGGACGCCACGCUCUGAUGCAUCCUGUGUUACAACAACUCCUUCGGCCGGACUACAGCCUCACCACAGAGGAGCUUUACGAAAAGGUGGCUAUUUGGCUUCUCAUGUUUGAGAGAGGUAUCAGCAUGUUUUGGGACUUCCCGGUGCGUCUGUCGCCAGACCUACCGUCGUGGGUUCCCGACUUCUCCAAGCCACGGCAAAUGUCCGACGUGGACAUGAAGUGGGAAGUCUACGAAGAGAAACUCUGUUUCGAUCCCUAUCCGACCAUCUACAAUGGGGAAAUGGCCCUCUACGGUCGUCCUAUCGACACUAUCAGGGAGGUUUUCCGGUUACGCCCACAAUCAGAAGACUUCAGGGCCGAUCUUGUUCGAAGGCUAUGGUUCUUGGACCUUGGUCUAUCAACUCUCGGCACUCGCUAUCCGCUGUGGCAGAGACACUCCUUGUCCGCCAAGCUCCCCGGGCUGUACACUGAGCAGCCUUUACACGCAUGGUGUACGAGUGCGGAGUCCAGCCGGGACACCAGCUCCUCGACAUUCCUCCUCGACAAUGUAACCAUGAAAAUGUUGGAAGAGGUCAUCCACAGUAUUGUCAGCCCUGUGAAGGAAAAGGUGGACAGAGAGAAGGCCAUUGCAGACUGUAUGGCGCCCAUCAUGGGAAAGACAGGCAAGACACCACCCGCCUUUGAGAGGGCUCGUGAAAGCCUCAAACGGCUCUCUCUGAAGCUGGGAUCCAUCAAGGGGUUUCUUUUGAACACGGAUACUACUCGUCCUGACUUUCUCGGGGCGACAUUCUUCGACUUUGACCGGUUAGCCGACAGCCUGCAGUGUCUACGCACGCCAUCGUUGGACGAGCCGACUGGCAUCAAUGCCCCUCAGCGCAGGUUUGUCAAUGCCAUACUGAAGAGAGUACGAGGAGGCACACAGAGUGGUAGUAUCAUGUACCGCGAUGGGAAGAUGAAGGGCAACCAAAGCAAUGACCCGGUCACUCCCUUCCCGGGACUUCCUCUGCCCAACUAUGGGGCCAUUCAAAGCUGGGUUGAGAAUGACACUGCAUUCACGGAAGAAGUGGAGCUCAUUUCUACCUUACUCCUUCAAAUUGCACAAAGGGUCAAGGAGAAUGACUCCGACGUCUUUCAAGACACAUUCAAUGAGUUGGAACAAGUCACGAUACUGGAUUUCCUUGAGGACAAGAAGCUGAAGGAAUGGGUCGUCACCUUUAACAAACUCCGGCAACAGUACUCGAGUCGUUCCAGCAUUCGGAGGAGUGUGGUUCGCUCUGAAGGAGCCCGGUUGUUUGAAGAUCGGGCAUUUUUCAUCACAAAUUCAGGCUUGGUCGGCGUGUCAGGGAAUGGCACUGAGGGUGUUGCCGUCGGCGAUGAGGUCAUCAUGUUGGACGCUGCACCCAUGCCCAUGGUUCUUCGAGGUGGCAAGGGCAGUGGCAAAGCACAACACGAGAUUGUGGGAUACGCGCAUGUGCGGGGACUGGAGCCAUCGAGGGUUCUGGAUCUGCCUGAGCAGUGGUGGCCAGAGCUGCGGUUAUUCAAGAUUGUGUAG